This is a messenger RNA of Symbiodinium natans, 198 nucleotides long. The record is from the annotation of a GenBank genome assembly. Lineage: Eukaryota; Dinophyceae; Suessiales; Symbiodiniaceae.
AUGAUCACGCUCUCCGAGCUCAAGGAAGCCCUCAGGGGCCACAAGCUGCGAAACUUCAUGGAGUCCUUGAACAUCUCGACUCAGGAUGUGUGGACACUCUUCAUGGUGGUUGAUGCCGAUGGUUCGGGCGAGAUCUCUCUGGACGAGUUCCUAGACGUGGAAGUUUCCAUUUUUCCCACCCAUUUGGCCCUCCACUAA